AUGAUCGCAAGAAUGGCAACGCUCACCGAUUACACCAAGAUCGACGGCUCUACCAACACAACGUCUCCAACAGCUUCGCCGACUUCGAAUACGUCAGGUAGUGCCAACUCUCACGGUUCCUCCUCGCAUGAAGUUGCAGUUGGAGUUGGUGUGGGUGUUCCACUUGGUGUCAUUGCCGCUAUAUUUUUGGUCUGGGCUUUGUGGGAAAGAAGAAGCCGACUGGGUAUUAUAGGGAAUUCGUCCUACGCAGGGGCCCAGAGUACCUAUGCCCUUGCUAAUCUGAGUGGUGGAAGCUCUCAGAAGCUGAAUACCCCCAACAUCCGGUUCUAG
Aspergillus lentulus is the source of this 330-nucleotide messenger RNA. RefSeq lists its product as uncharacterized. The record is from RefSeq and is a predicted model, not a curated record. NCBI's taxonomy places the organism in Eukaryota, Fungi, Ascomycota, Eurotiomycetes, Eurotiales, Aspergillaceae.